Belonocnema kinseyi is the source of this 3448-nucleotide messenger RNA. It is a transcript of the gene E23, whose product is annotated as ABC transporter G family member 27. The coding region runs from base 777 to 2813 and encodes 678 amino acids. The transcript is spliced from 13 exons. Gene Ontology annotation, molecular function: ATP binding; ABC-type transporter activity; ATP hydrolysis activity. The record is from RefSeq and is a predicted model, not a curated record. Gene Ontology annotation, cellular component: plasma membrane. Lineage: Eukaryota; Metazoa; Arthropoda; Insecta; Hymenoptera; Cynipidae.
GAUCGUGUCGCCGCAAAACUAUAGUUAUACACGUUCUUCAUUUCAUCGCGUGCUGCUAAAGUUGCAAAUAUAAUAUAUUGCGCAGUAGGUGCGGAAAAUAUUUGUACAACAUAAUUGGAUUAUCGCAAGAUGAUGUAUAGUCUUUGUAGCAAAGCAAAACCAAAAAGUUGAGGGCGCAGACAGGGUCAGUGAACGAUCGUUCUGCCGGCCGUCCGCUAUCGAGCGCCUGCGUAUGAAUGCCAAGUGUUUGUGUUUGAUGGAAUGCUUCUUCUACUCUCAAUACAAUCAGACAUCGAUCUAUGUUAAAAAAAAUCAACAUUUAUUUAAAAGAGAAUAAGAAAUUAAAAAAAAGAUGCUAUUGCUAUUUAAACCGAAAGAGUAUAACGAAAUUAUUACAUCUUGUGGUGAUUAGAAAAACAAAAUUGAUUUAAUAAUUUUUUCGGUUUAAAUAAAUUUGGAUACGAUUAUGAAUGAUGUUACAAAAGAAGGCGUAAUAACAAAAGUGUGACAUGUAUUGUCCUUCCAGAGGGAAGUACAUGCGUAUAUACAUAUAGUGUCACGCACACUGUAAAAAAAGGAUUGGCAUUACCAGCGUAAAUUAUAACGCAUGUCAUCAUUUCCGAUUAUCGCUGCUGUUGCCGCCGAUAAUAAAAAACGCAAUGAAUCUCGGUGCCGAAAAGACUGGUUAGAGCGAACUAAGAAGAGUUCAGUUAGAGGAGGUCGCAGAAAGGCCGAAGGGGAAGUGAGGCCGUGGCGCCAGCAGGUAUACGUUGGACAUGAUUAUUUCAAAGGACCUAUUUCUUCUGGGCGAUCAAGAUUAUCUGCGCCUUCCCGACAGUGAGAAGCGCCAUCAACGGGCAAUGGGACGACCUAUUAUCAGUGCUUCUAGAGUGGAAAGCUCGGCACUGCAAUUGGUUUGUCCGUUAGAUUCCCGUCCUAUUCAGUUGGUCUUCCGAGGAUUGCAGGUGGUCAAAGAAAAGAGAUCUCUUCUUCGCGAUGUUUCGGGAGUAGUAAAACCAGGCGAAUUAUUGGCUGUUAUGGGACCUUCAGGCUGUGGUAAGACAACUCUUCUGAACUGUCUAUCGGGCAGAGUAGGCAUCGAUUCUGGCGAAAUUUGGUUAAAUCGUGAAAGACUUACAAAAAGAUUGCGUCGAAGGAUAUGUUACGUACAACAACAAGACAUCUUUUUCUCUGAUCUCACUCUGCGGCAAACAUUGGAAUACCAGGCCCGCCUCAGACUUCCAGAUAUGCUGUCUUAUACGCAAAAGAUGCAGUGCGUGGAUCACAUAAUUAAAGUGCUUGAUCUUGUGGCUUGCCAGGACACAAUCAUUGGUGAUUAUUCCAAACGUGGUCUUUCUGGUGGAGAAAAGAAAAGAACAAGUAUAGCCUGUGAGCUGCUUACGAAUCCAUCUUUAAUGUUGCUUGACGAACCGACGAGUGGAUUAGACUCACAUUCGGCACAGGCAUUGAUUAUCCGACUGAAGAAGUAUGCUGAACAGGAGGGGAAAAGUAUUGUAGUGACAGUACAUCAACCAAGUUCGAGAAUGUUUCACAGCUUUAGUAAAUUGUUGUUGUUGAGUCGUGGACAAGUGGCAUAUUACGGCUUUACAGCGAACAUAGGAAGAUUUUUCUCUAACAUCGGUCUCGCAUUGUUACCGCACUACAAUCCAGCAGAUUUUAUAUUGGAACAAAUCAAAGGGCCGGAGGAAGUGCGAGAACGCAUUGUUUCUGCGGCGAGAGCAAUGAAACAAGGACAAGACUGUCCAUUGGAGUUACGUCCAGAGUAUAAUCCCAGCCAGCAACCAUUUUGCGACCAUUUUAUCCAGUACCACGAUCACCAUCAUCAUCAUCAUAUUACUCGUAAUGCAGCCAAGGAUGAAGAAGGACAUACGUUGUGGCUAGAUACCCAGAGUCACGCAAGUAGCACUGCUUCUGACGACGACUAUAUUUGGCAAUGGCCCACGAGUUUCUGGUCGCAGUUUAAAGUAUUAUCAGAAAGAAAUUUUCAAGACGCUAGACCCCGAAUGUUAUCUCGUUUAAAUUGGCUUCAAACAAUAGCUCUGGGUCUUUUGGCGGGACUUUUAUGGCUUAAGUUACCUAGAACUGAAGAAGCCUUACAUGACAUUCAAGGCUGGAUGUUUUUUAGCACAACAUAUUGGAUGCUUUUCGCACACUUUGGUGCGCUAUCAAGUUUUCCUCCAGAGCGCCAAGUUAUCAACAAAGAACGUCUUUCAGGAUCUUAUCGUCUUUCAGCCUAUUAUUUGGCUAAAAUGUGUGGCGAGUUACCUCUAACAAUAACUUUACCAGCAGUUUAUCAUCUCAUCAGUUACCCUAUGUUGGGAUUUCACAGUCCUGCUGUAUUUAUUACUCUACUGGCAUUUCUACUUUUGAAUACGGUUGUUGCUCAGAGUGUCGGAUUCUUCGUAGGAGCCUGUUGCUUAGAUCUGCAAGUCAGCAUAACUGCUUCUGCAUUAUACACGUUGGCGACACAACUAUUGGGUGGUUAUUUGGCAACUGCUGUUCCACCUUGGCUAUCUUGGGCUCGAUACGCUAGCAUGGUGCAUUAUGCCUACCAAAAUAUGCAGAUAUUAGAAUUCGGUGUAGGAGAUCCAAUUUUGUGUUCACAACCAAGCAAAUUUCCAGAAUGCAGUAAUGGAACGACGAUACCUCUUUCAGCCAUUUUGGAAAGACAGGGCGGUGUACGAGGCUCUGGGCUACCUUUGUGGGCAAAUACUGCUAUACUUGUUACAUUUUUGAUUGUAUUUAGGACUCUUGGGUACCUUGUUCUACGUUUUUAUAGAGUACCCCAGUGAUUACAAAAUAGUGUGUGUGUGUGUGUGUGCAUGGGCGAGUAUGCGUGCGAAUAUGUAGUAUACAAUUUUAUAUACAGCUUUUUUAUGGAUUUUUAUUUUCAUGUUACAAUUGUCUGUUAUUAUACUGACAUACAUACUUAUAAUAUCGAGUACAUGAAAUUCAAAGUUUUAAUGUCUUUCGUUCGCAUAUGUUUCUCAUUACGAGUACGCACAUAUAAAUUAAUAUCUGUUAAAGAACAUUAAUAUACAUCGUUUCUUGUACUCGAUACAACAAUAAAAACAACAACACCAACGUACUAGUACUGCUACUUCAACAACUACUACAAUUACUACUACUACUACUACUACUACUACCACCCUUACGAAAAAGUAUUAUAGGAAAUAAAGAUUUUUGGCGUAUUUAUUGCGACAAUUAUAAGAAAAUUAUAUGUUUAUUAUAUAGAAUUGGUAAAAUUCCAGGUGCCAGUGAUUUACGCAAUGUUUUUACCCAUACUUUAAAAAAAUAUUAAUACUAAUUGCCAAUAUUUAAUUUCCUAUAAUAAUUUUCACUACUACUACUGCUACUGCCACUGCUACUGCUACUACUACUACUACUACUACUACUACUACUACUACUACUACUACUACUACUACUA